Molecule: messenger RNA, 1142 nt
Organism: Pyrus x bretschneideri (Chinese white pear)
Lineage: Eukaryota; Viridiplantae; Streptophyta; Magnoliopsida; Rosales; Rosaceae
Product: secreted RxLR effector protein 161-like
Exons: 2
Coding region: 235-942 (235 amino acids)
Source: RefSeq, a predicted model, not a curated record
UGAUCACAAAGGGAUUGGCUUAAUACGUUGGACAAGGAACAUGAUAAGUGGAAGUUCAAAAGUGGGAGAAUGUUAGGUUUUGAACUUACACAUAUCAUGAUAAGGAUACCUAAACGUGGGUUCAAACCAAUUAGGAGUCAUGGCCAUGUCAAUAACUGAUCUCCUAGAAUUAAGGGAAAGGGAGACAGGUUGAAUAAGUCUCAAUGUCCGAGGAAUGAAAUUGAGAGACAAAGCAUGGUCAAUAAGCCUUAUGCGUCUCUAGUAGGUAGCUUGAUGUAUGCACAGGUCUGCACUAGACCUGAUUUGGCAUUUGCCAUCAGUGUGUUGGGAAGAUAUCAGUCGAACGCCGGUAAACAACAUUGGGUUGCAGCCAAGAAAGUGUUAAGAUACUUGCAAAGGACAAAAUCCUUUAUGUUGGUUUACAAGAAAGUAGAGAACUUGGAACUAGUUGGCUACACUGAUGCUGACUUUGCAGGUUGUGUGGAUGACAGGAGAUCCACGAGUGGCUACUUGUUUUUCUUGGCAGGAGCAGCUGUAUCACGGAAAAGUGCUAAACAAAAGGCGUUAGCCACAUCAACUAUGGAGGCCGAGUUCAUAGCAUGUUUUGAAGCUACCAAGAGAGGUUUGUGGUUAAGAAAUUUAAUCAGCUGCAUGGCUAUUGUUGAUUCAAUUUCGAGACCACUAACCAUAUACUGCGAUAACAAAGCUGCAGUAUUUUUCUCUAAGAAUAACAAAAGGUCUGAGGCAACAAGGUUGAUGGACAUCAAAUAUCUAUCAGUGAAAGAACAUGUGAGAAAGGGUGAAAUCACGAUUGAGCAUAUUGAAACAAAUUCAAUGAUAGCUGACCCUUUGACUAAGCCAUUGGCAGUAGGAGUAUUCAAGGAUCAUGUCUCUAAGAUGGGAGUGCUUGAAUCUCUAGAAUCUGCUGAAGUGUGGGAGUGAGAAAAACUUGAUGUAAGUCACAUGUAUAUUUCAAAUAUGUCUUCGAAUGUUAUUUAUGUUGUUCACUAUCAAGACCUACUGAAUCAUAUGCGCUUGUUGAGCCUAUUGGUUGUCUGAGUUGCUGACUGUAUGCAUGUAUAUGUCUAUUCUAGUGUCUUGAUAAUUGGACAUGAAUAAUUCGAGGGAUGCAAUUCGAUGAA